AGGCUGGCCGGGCCCGGGGGGCAGCCGGCCCCGGGGGGGCCGCAUGAGCCCCCCGCCGGGCACCGGGGCGGGACGGAGGAGGAGGCGGCCGAGGGAGAAGCCGGCCCGGCGGCGGGGAGGCCCGGCGGGCCCGAGCGCGGCAGGUGGGGCCGGCGCGGCCGCAGCCGGGAGGAGGAGGAGGCGGCGAUGGAGGGCCUGGCCGGGUACGUGUACAAGGCGGCGAGCGAGGGGCGAGUGCUGACGCUGGCCGCGCUGCUCCUCAACCGCUCCGAGAGCGACAUCAAGUACCUGCUGGGCUACGUGAGCCAGCACGGCGGGCAGCGCUCCACGCCGCUCAUCAUCGCCGCCCGCAACGGCCACGCCAAGGUGGUGCGGCUGCUCCUCGAGCACUACCGGGUGCAGACCCAGCAGACCGGCACGGUCCGCUUCGACGGCUUCGUCAUCGACGGCGCCACGGCGCUGUGGUGCGCGGCCGGCGCCGGCCACUUCGAGGUGGUGAAGCUGCUGGUGAGCCACGGCGCCAACGUGAACCACACCACGGUCACCAACUCCACGCCGCUGCGGGCGGCCUGCUUCGACGGCAGGCUGGACAUCGUCAAGUACCUGGUGGAGAACAACGCCAACAUCAGCAUCGCCAACAAGUACGACAACACGUGCCUGAUGAUCGCGGCUUACAAAGGCCACGCCGACGUGGUGAGGUACCUGCUGGAGCAACGCGCCGACCCCAACGCCAAAGCCCACUGCGGCGCCACGGCCCUGCACUUCGCCGCCGAGGCCGGGCACUUGGACAUCGUGAGGGAGCUGGUGAGGUGGAAAGCGGCCAUGACCGUGAACGGGCACGGGAUGACCCCGCUGAAGGUGGCCGCCGAGAGCUGCAAGGCCGACGUGGUGGAGCUGCUGCUGGCUCACGCCGACUGCGACCGCGGGAGCCGCAUCGAGGCUCUGGAGCUGCUGGGAGCCUCCUUUGCCAACGACAGGGAAAACUACGACAUCCUCAAGACUUACCACUACCUGUACCUGGCCAUGCUGGAGAGGUACCGAGACGGCGAGAACGUGGUGGAAAAGCACGUCCUCCCUCGCAUCGAAGCUUACGGAAACAGGACGGAGUGCAGGACUCCUCAGGAGCUGGAGGCCAUCAGGCAGGACAGGGACGCUCUGCACAUGGAAGGCCUCAUCGUGAGGGAGAGGAUCCUGGGCUCCGACAACAUCGACGUCUCCCACCCCAUUAUUUACCGGGGGGCCGUUUACGCGGAUAACAUGGAGUUCGAGCAGUGCAUCAAGCUGUGGCUCCACGCCUUGCACCUCAGGCAGAAAGGCAACAGGAACACCCACAAGGACCUCCUGAGGUUCGCCCAGGUCUUCUCGCAGAUGAUCCACUUGAACGAGCCCGUCAAAGCCAAGGACAUCGAGAGCGUGCUGAGGUGCAGCGUGCUGGAGAUCGAGCAGGGCAUGUCCCGCAUCAAAAGCACCCAGGACACCGACAUCCACACGGCCCUGGACAACUACGAGUGCAACAUCUUCACCUUCCUCUACCUGGUGUGCAUCUCUACCAAGACGCAGUGCAGCGAAGAGGAGCAGUCGCGGAUCAACACCCAGAUCUACAACCUCAUCCAGCUGGACCCCAGGACUCGGGACGGCUCCAGUUUGUUGCACCACGCCGUCAACUCCGGCACCCCCGUGGACGACUUCCACACCAACGACGUCUGCAGCUUCCCCAACGCCCUGGUCACCAAGCUGCUGCUGGACUGCGGCGCCGACGUCAACGCCGUGGACAACGAGGGCAACAGCCCCCUCCACGUCAUCGUGCAGUACCACAGGCCCAUCAGCGACUUCUUGACGUUGCAUUCCAUCAUCAUCAGCCUGGUGGAGGCCGGUGCUCACACCGACAUGACCAACAAGCAGAAGAAAACCCCUCUUGAUAAGAGCACGACGGGGGUGUCUGAAAUACUCCUUAAAACUCAAAUGAAGCUGAGUCUCAAGUGCCUGGCUGCCCGAGCAGUGCGGUUCUAUAACAUCAGCUACCAAAACCAGAUCCCCAGAACUCUGGAGGAGUUUGUCAAGUUUCACUAGGCUCCAUUAAAUAAACCCUUCUAGUGGUGGUGCUAUCCCGGGACGGCUUCGGUUGCAGACAGCAGAGGGGACACACGUGUCCACAGAGAGGCUUUUGGGGUUGGGGUUCCUCUGGAUUCAGGCAGGUCUGGUUGGGAGGGGUGGGGGAGGGAACUGGGAGGAAGAAAACCACCUUGUUUUCCCAUAGUCACAAUGUUUGGAGGUUUUGGUCAUCGUUGUCUCUUUGCUUUUAUAAACAAAGCAGCAAGAAUCCCGGUGUAACUCGUGUUUCCAGCACGCAGGAUUUGCAGUCUGGGUGCUUAUUUACAGGGCCCCCCUUGGCAAGGGCCACUGUCACCCUGCCACCCAGGCAGUGGCUUUGCACAUGGCUGGGAGUGAGGUGGGAAGGAACAGUGCAGUGCUUGGUUAGGAGCGGAAAAGCCUCGACACACAGAGCAACCUGUUGCUCUCGUACCUCACCAUCCGUUUAUGCCUUUCAGUUGUUGCUGAAGGUGUUGGUAACGUUCUAAGUUCAUUUUUCAUUUGGUUUUAUUUGGUUGAAAUCAUGGGCAGCAGUUAUCAAAGCAACAGCUACAGACAGAGGGAAUGCUCUGGUAGGAAGGACGGGCUCACCUGGUGAUAGCUGGACAUACCAGGCUCUUCACUGGCUGCUGCUGUAGUAAGUAUUGAAUAGCUUCUGUAAAAGGAACUUGCACAUCUGACUGAAACGAACUGGACUCACCAUGGCUUCUGUUCCUGUAGCUGAGUUGCUCACCCACAAAGAUCACGCAUGGAUACCUAGGAAAUCCCGAGGGUAUUUGUGCUUGUGUGUGUGUCCCAACAUUUCAGAAUGCUUUUAACUUGAUUUUUGUGUGUUCUGUUUCCUUUUGUUUGAUGUUCUUUCCAUGAUCAACACGCACCUUUUGGACUCAACCAGUAUGGAAAGAGAAGGAACCUGCACUCUUGGCUUUGCAGAUGCUGGCUCUUCCUUUGGAGUAGUCUCACCAAAGAGAGUCUUCCUUUGGAGCUGGCUUUCCCCACGAGUUUGGAGUCUGUGCCUCAAUUGGACUUGAGGAUGUGGGGGGUGUUUUUUCAUGGUUUUUACUCCUUUCAUGAUGGAAAUCUCACUGCAACCUGAUUGUUUUUAAACUGCUGGUGUGGGGAGCAGCUGAUUGUACAAACAGCUUCUCCUCGGUAGGAGUCGCAGCCACUCCCCCCUGACAGUAAAAUGUCACUUGUUUUGACAAGGCUACUGGGAAACUCUUUGUUCCUUUUAAAAAUGCAGCUUUUUAACUGUCAGAUGAUGAAAGAAUGUUCUCUGUAGGGGUUUGUUUUGUUUUCUAAACCAAUCCAGGUAGAGCUUUUCAGGCAGGUUUGGGCACACCCUUUCUAUUUGUAUGACAAGGAAAUAAAACACUGAAUGUGCAA
Molecule: messenger RNA, 3477 nt
Organism: Colius striatus (speckled mousebird)
Lineage: Eukaryota; Metazoa; Chordata; Aves; Coliiformes; Coliidae
Gene: FEM1B
Product: fem-1 homolog B
Exons: 2
Coding region: 187-2070 (627 amino acids)
Molecular function (GO): protein binding
Source: RefSeq, a predicted model, not a curated record